GUGACUUGGAGUCAAAACAAAAGCUUCUGGAAAGUCCUUUAGCCAAACCACCUUUAGCUACGUUAUUUACACUGUUACUUCUCCUCUUAGACAUUUCUGUGAAUACAUAGUUACAGUUACAUACGUUUUUUUUGUCUUUUGACACAACUCAAAAUGGAAACCGUUGAAAGUUUCCGCUCUUCCUACAACUUGUUUUGGUCCGUUUUCGUGGCAUAACGUUAGCUGGGAAGCUAGCUAACUACCCAGUCAAAUAGUUAACGUUAGCUUAGCACGGCUCUCCCAACAAAAAGCCCAGUCUUUUCGGUGCUGUGUUGGACGGCAGAAGUCGGUAAAUUUACUCCCAGGGAACGGGGUGCCAUCAUCCACACAGGUUUCUUCAACACAGAGAUCCUCAAAAUGUCUAUCUUGGGAUUAAAGAAGAAACAGCCAAAGACCUUUAAAGUCAAAGUUAUCACUAUGGAUGCUGAAAUGGAGUUCAGCUGUGAGGUGAAGUGGAAAGGGAAAGACCUGUUUGAUUUAGUGUGUCGUACGGUUGGUUUGAGGGAAACCUGGUUCUUUGGGCUCAGGUAUACCGUAAAGGACACCUACGCCUGGCUGAAACCAGAGAAACGGGUCUUGGACCAGGAGGUGCCGAAAGACUCUCCCAUAACAUUUCAUUUCCUGGCUAAAUUCUUCCCAGAGAAAGUAGAGGAAGAAUUGGUCCAGGAAAUUACUCAGCACCUCUUCUUCCUUCAGGUGAAAAAGCAGAUUUUAGAUGAGGAGAUAUUCUGUUCGCCUGAAGCCUCUGUUCUGCUAGCAUCAUAUGCUGUUCAAGCCAAGUAUGGGGACUAUGACCCAAACUUCCACAAGCCUGGGUUCUUGGCCCAAGAUGAGCUCUUGCCAAAAAGAGUUCUGAUGCAGUACCAAAUGACAGCUGACAUGUGGGAGGAGAAGAUCACAGCUUGGUAUGCUGAGCACAGAGGCAUCGCCAGGGAUGAGGCUGAGAUGGAUUACCUCAAGAUUGCCCAGGACCUUGAGAUGUAUGGGGUCAGCUACUUUGCAAUUACUCAAAACAAGAGGGACACAGAUCUGUUGCUUGGAGUGGAUGCUCAGGGUCUUCACAUCUACAGCCCCAACAGCAAGCUCAACCCUAACAAAUCCUUCCCCUGGAGCGGCAUCCGCAACAUUUCUUACAGUGAGAAGGAGUUCACGAUAAAACCUCUGGACAAGAAGAAAGAUGUUUUCAAAUUCUACUCCUCUCAGCUGCGAGUCAACAAACUGAUUUUGCAGUUGUGCAUCGGUAACCAUGACCUGUUUAUGAGGAGGAGGAAGGUAGACUCAAUUGAAGUACAGCAGAUGAAGGCUCAAGCUAAAGAAGAGAAGGCCCGCAAGAAGGUUGAGCGUCAGAUCCUGGCACGGGAGAAACAGAUGAGGGAAGAAGCAGAACGAGCAAAAGAGGAGAUGGAGCGAAGACUUUUCCAGCUGCAGGACGAAGCACGCCUGGCCAAUGAGGCAUUGCUGCGAUCAGAGGAGACAGCUGACCUGCUGGCAGAGAAGGCCCAGAUUGCUGAGGAGGAGGCGAAGCUGCUGGCCCACAAAGCUGCGGAGGCAGAGCAGGAGAGGCAGAGGUUAGAGGUCACCGCCAUGAAGACCAAGGAGGAGAAAAGGCUGAUGGAGCAGAAGAUGAGGGAAGCAGAGCAGCUGGCCGUCAAACUGGUGGAACAGUCUGAGAGAAGGUCGAAGGAGGCAGAUCACCUGAAGCAGGACCUGACGGAGGCAAAGGACGCAGAGCGGAGAGCCAAACAGAAGCUGCUGGAGAUCACCAAAACCACAUACCCGCUCAUAGCCGCCUACUCGACUCCUCCUGCUCCUCCUGAGGCAGGUGACUUUGCCUAUGAAUCUGCAUCAGUGCGCCUUGACUUCAAGGACUCAGACAUGAAAAGGCUGUCGAUGGAAAUAGAGAGAGAGCGACUGGAAUACAUGGAGAAGAGUAAGCACCUACAGGACCAGCUGAAGGAGCUAAAGUCAGAGAUCGAGUCUUUGAAGCUGGAGGAGCAGCAGCAGCAGGCCAGCCUCUACAGCCUCCGCAGUGAGGCGAGGGGAUUUGCCCCAGAGCCCCUCUACAUACCUCACAGCAAUCGAAACUCAGCGUACAUGUCUCAGAUGGCCUUCUUUGAAGAAGUGUGAUCCUACUCCCACAAGACGAGGAAGAGGGACACUGGCUUUUGUUUUUGUGACUUACUGCUUUAUAAGAAAUCCCUAUAUGCUCGGUUUAUUUUUUACCUGGCAGAAACCAACACAAACACACACAUAUACAUAUGCUUUGGAAAGACUUUAUCCAUCCUCCACAACACUAACAAUCAUCACGCUUGGCUUCAGGUGCAGCCUGUUUUGCUAGGUUGUACCAGCUGCUACACUACAGGUUUCUCCCCAGGUUUUUAAUGUUACAAACAUGUGUGCCAUACAUCUAAUGCUGACUCAGGGCACAGUGCAGCAAGUGGAUGUGUGAAUGAAUUUUAAUUCAAUGGCAGUGUUGUUUUUGUUCUUAUAAAGGACAUUCAGCUGUGAGCUGAUUAGAUGUGACAGGAUAUAAUUGAUGCCUAAACACUUAGACUUUGGGGAUUCUGGGACAAGGACUGUGUCAAAAGUUUUCACAUAAAAUAGCUCAAGGCACAACUCCUAUAAUCAUGGGAGAGUCAUGGAAUUGGAUAGACUUUGCCUGAGAAAGUUCUGGGAAAUUAUUCAUACAGUAUCUAGAUGAUAUUUGAAAUUUGGAAGGUUUUGAUCAUUUUCUUUAAAGCCCCAGGUCACCAACACUGGUGUUUCCAGUUGAUUAGAGCUCACAGGUUGAUGUCAGGUGGAGCUAUAUUUGGUCCCAAAAUUAGGUCAGCUUUGACCAAGGUCAACUCAACAUCCAAUUGCAAAGAGAGGGGAAGUUUUCCUGCCUAAGCAAGUACAACAAAACUGUCAUAGGAGAGCCAGUGAAUUGUCAGUCAAGCACGGUCAGUACACACCCACUGUCCUGAGUCAAGGUCUUGUCAGCCAAACUAUCUGACAACACCUGCGCGUGUCCAAGGACUUCAAAACAGUAGAGUGUUUGCCAGAUUUCUCUCCUGGCAUAUCUGACUACGUUAACAGGAUGAAAAGAAACCCCACUGAACAAAUUCCUGGUUAUACAAAUUACAAGCUGUUGUAACCAGCCUGGGAGACUCAAAUCAACUACUGAGCAAACAAAUGUAAGUUGUGAACAUUGAUACAUUGUCAGACACUAACAAAUCUUUGUCAUAAAGUUGUUUUUUGUUUUUGCUCAUAAUUUGACAAACAAACACUCCAUGGAAAAUGAUGUUAUAUUCAGUGUUGGAUUUUUGUUUGGAUGUCUCUGUUUUUAUUUGCUUGCUGUUACUGUUACCAGGCACUUGGACUACGUUUAUUGAAAACAACACACACACACACACACACACACACGUGCCUUCGUCAUUUCUAGUGCUUCGGUUGAUAAAAGAUGUGCUAUAAUUAUAAGCGCCUCCAAGUCUGCCAUUUCAAGUAUUUCUAAUGUGUACUGCUCACCAUUAUUGUGCCUUAAACGUUUUUUUGUUUGUUUGUUUUUUAUAACCAAUAUAAUCUGCGUUACUGAGGUUGCUUUUGGUAUCAUUGUGCUAAUGUGCCUUGGAAAACUUAAGUUUAAGCGUGGGGUAGGUGUCAGACUCUGAGUUUCAGUGUAGCAGAUUGAUAGCUUAGACAGAUUCUGCUUUUCUUGCUUUUUGUGCUCAUGUGCCUCUCAGGGUUAGUAUUGGAGAUCAACAGGGCAGUAGACUCAUUAUUUUUCCAGAGCAGUUACAUUUUCCACACAGGUUGUGUUGCUUUUGUGAAUGCUGUGAUUGCCAUUCAGAAUAACAACCAUGUUUGACUUUUUUUUAAAUUGAUAUUUUCAUUUGACUUUCUUCAAUAUGAUAGUAAUGUACAUUACUAAGAUUCUUGUCAGCACAAAGCAGUGGCUGCACUCCAUUUCAGGAAGGUGAGUAAAAGGUUGGUAAUCUGAGAUAAAUGCAAAGACUGAAGAAUAUCUGUCAUAGCACCUUGGCAUCUGUCCUCUCUGAGAUGCCCGACUUAGGGCUACAGGUACUCUGCAUGUUUGUUUUGAUGUGGACUGGCCAGGGUAUUAGAUUGACUUGAUAAUGAACUGAAAACUGAAAUAAUUUGGGGGCAAUAAUACCAUUAUGGCUCUGUCCUGUUUGUUGACAUCUGUCUUUGUAGUUGAGAUCUGGCUUUAAACCUGUGAUGACAGGGCUAACCUUGGUCCUGUGUGAUCGGUGGCCAGAUGUUCUCAUGGAAAUUGCUUUGUUCAACAAGUGCUGCGGUUUGCAUUUCUAUCCAUGUUUGCAAGUGCCUUUAAAUAAUGCAGUCUCACACAGUUGUUUGUGCGUAAUACACAGGGGAACUUUCCUGAAAUUUAUCACAAGAAUUCCUUGUGAAAGAGUCUUGAAUUUCAGUGGGAUUCCCUUGCCGGCAUUCAGUGUAAAAAUUUUAAUUUCACAGCUAAGAAACAUUUUGCACCACAUUACAUCAGGUUUAAUUUGAUAUGGCAAAAUGUUCCAGGUUUGCCUGUUCAGCACAGUUUGGUCGAUACAGUUGUAAAAACUAGUUAUUUUGUGUAUAAUCUAUUCAAUAGAACAGUGAUCACCAAGUAUCUUUUAUUUCAAUCUUUUAUUUCUGAUAGGUUAUACAAUCCUCAUCGUGUCAAUCAAAUGCAUUCAUCUAAAUAAAUGUGGUUUCAAAAAGAGAA
This is a messenger RNA of Myripristis murdjan (pinecone soldierfish), 4762 nucleotides long. RefSeq names its product NF2, moesin-ezrin-radixin like (MERLIN) tumor suppressor b (gene nf2b). The record is from RefSeq and is a predicted model, not a curated record. Gene Ontology annotation, molecular function: actin binding. The coding region runs from base 397 to 2166 and encodes 589 amino acids. Lineage: Eukaryota; Metazoa; Chordata; Actinopteri; Holocentriformes; Holocentridae. Gene Ontology annotation, cellular component: cytoskeleton. The transcript is spliced from 17 exons.